This is a messenger RNA of Mytilus trossulus (common blue mussel), 2041 nucleotides long. Its product is annotated as aquaporin-10-like. Gene Ontology annotation, molecular function: glycerol channel activity; water channel activity. The transcript has 6 exons. Gene Ontology annotation, cellular component: basolateral plasma membrane; plasma membrane. Lineage: Eukaryota; Metazoa; Mollusca; Bivalvia; Mytilida; Mytilidae. The record is from RefSeq and is a predicted model, not a curated record. Bases 122 to 1000 code for a protein of 292 amino acids. Gene Ontology annotation, biological process: water transport; glycerol transmembrane transport.
UAUUUCAUAAGUUGCAGUCGACAACAUCUAUUACUUUACGAUUAAUAUAAUUGUAUGUAGGACUAUAUAGCACUAGGUGAAAGGUGAAGUGUAAUUACAUUAAAAACUGUCUGUCUUAAAAAUGGUAUUCUGGAAAUUAAGAAGUAGAGUAAGUCGUGAAAUAAUAGCGGAAUUCAUUGGAUCUUUUAUACUAGUGACCUUUGCCAUUGGAGCCGGUGCACAGUUAACACUUAGUAAUGGACAAAUGGGUAAUUUUCUAUCUCUUAACAUUGCUGGAGGACUUGGGCUGACAUUUGGUAUUUACUUUAGCGGAGGAGUGUCUGGUGGUCAUCUUAAUCCCGCAGUUACUCUUGGUUUCUGUAUAAUGGGGAAAUGUGCCUGGUGGAAAUGGCCCCUCUACUGUAUAGCACAGUUAGCAGGAUCAUUUGUGGCAGCAGCUGUUCAGUUUGGAAUAUAUCAUGACGCAAUCAACCAUUUUGAUGGAGGUGUACGGUCCACAUAUGGUAACACGUCUACAGCGGGAAUAUUCUCUACAUUUCCACAGGAGUUCGUAUCUACAACUAAUGCAUUUUUCGAUCAAGUGUUCGGAACAUUUUUGCUACUUGGCUGUAUUCAUGCUGUAGCAGACGAGAAGAACAUGAUGCCACCUAAAGGUGUUAUACCAAUAGCAAUGGGAAUGAUUGUAACGGCGAUCGGGACCUGUUUUGCUUUUAACUGUGGUUAUGCUAUAAACUGUGCAAGAGAUUUCGGACCCCGACUGUUUACAGUAAUAGCUGGCUGGGGAUUGGAACCUAUCAGUUACAGAAAUUACAACUGGUUUUGGGUGCCAAUUGUUGGACCAUUAGUUGGAUCAGUCCUUGGAAGCUAUGUUUACAUUGCGCUCAUACAAUAUCACUGGCCGAGAAAGGAAGACGAAAAACCGGAAGUAGUGACAAUACAUGUCAAUGGGAAAGACAAUGUUGCAUUCGAACCUGAAAAGCUUUUGUCUGAAAAGUUUUAAAUCACAAUACUCAUUAUAUUAGUCCCUAUCAACUAUUCUGAAUACAUAUGUGAUCAUUUUUAAAUCAUGGAUCAUUAUUGUCAAAAAGAGCCUAAGAUAAUCGUCGACAAUUUCAAUGUGCAAAACUCAGUUGACAGUGACAUUUGAGCUUACUAGGAAGAACCAGCGAACAUGAUGAUUCAGUAAUAACAUAUCUUGCUUUCAAGUUUUUAAACUUUAAGAUUUGUUAUUCUUUGUAUAUAAUGCGCCGAUGCACUGUCUGCACAUAUUGGACCACCAAUACUCUUUGAAAAGUUGCAGUGAUAUGGAACUGUUCGGAUGCAUUAUUGUCUAAUUGGCAAUCAUAUAUAGCACAUCUGUACAUUUUGUAUAAAAAGGAUAUGCAGAAUGUGUUACCAAUAAAAUAUGUUGUCCCUUUAAAUAUAUUAAUAUGUAUAACUCGCAUCUCAUACCAUCUAUAUUCAAGAUUUAUAUACUUUUAUGUAUACAUUUAUUUCUUUUAUUUUAUAAAUAUUAAUAUAUACAUGUAGUUGUAUUAUUGACAUAAAUAAUCAAUAGUGUUAUCAUUCAACAUAAAGGGGCUUAAAGGGGGUAUCUGCACGGAAGAAAGCGAAAUGAAAUUGCCAUUUCACGAUGAACGAACAACUAAAAUUUUCUUGCACUUUAAUCUAUUUACCAAUUUCACGACACACGGUGAAUAACGAAUCUUUUUCACGGCUGCACGUUAAAUAAAAAUGGCAAAAUAAGUUGCACGAAAAAAAAACCUUACCACCCUCAACAUAGAGUUUCGUGCAAUUGAUAGAAUCUUUAAAACUACAACUGUAGCCUUUUGUAAAAUAUUGCCUCGUGCAAGAUUGAACAGAUUAACUAUUAACACUGGACACUUUUAAUUUGCAAAACACUCAUUUGCAAAUCCGCCGCCGCCUCAAACAAGAGCUACAAUAUCAUGUAUAUAACCAAAAUGUGCGGAAUUACAUGGGAUUCAAUAAUUUCAUUGGUUUUAUACUGUUACUUUCAUAUUUAUUUUGCAAUUUGAAUUAU